AUGCGCAACCCGGAGCAUGCUGGGAAAUGCGGCGGCGGCCUCCUGGUGACGGAGAGGCCCCUUCAGUGCGCGCCCGCCGGAGCCUCAUUUAUCAUGGCCGCGGAGCUCAGGGUGACGUGCGGGGUUGUCGGUGCCGGCCACCAGCUGACACUCGUCUUCACAGACAGCACGGCUGGAGAGCAAGAGCGAGGGGACCCCGAAGACCACGUCAGAAAGGGAGCCAGCGGGCAGGGAGACAGGCAGCCAGGAGCGGUAUUAGAGGCAGCGGCUGGGGACACGGUCGCCGAAGAGAGAGAGGAGUGCAUCUUUGCUGUCACUAUCCAAAACUCAGCAGUCAUUAACUGUUAUUUGAUGACAAAUUACGAAGAGAAAGAAGACACUGAGACUGAACUGGAGGUCUUUAGAUCCUUGUAUCACAAUACAGACUUGAACUGUUUUCAAAUCUCAAACUACACCUACAAAGCAGCCUCAACAGUGGAAGUCAAUAUAUUUGAAUUGGUAAGACUGAAGAUAGAGCACAAUAUAAAUGAGACAAUAUCAUGUUCCUGGUUGUUGGAACAGAAGAAUCGCUCUCACAUCAUAAAGGCUUCAAAGUGCAGUACCGUACUAAGUUUGGAUUUGGGUAGAGUGUCUGAAAAGCAAGCUGGAACAUACAAGCUUCUGAUACAAUGUAAAAACAUCAAUUACACUAUAGACUUUGAAGUCAUAGUGGGAGGUAAGCCACGGAAGCCAUAUUUCACUGCAGAGGGAAAAGUGGUGAGAUGUAUAUCAGAAGGAUUCCCUGCUCCUGAUGUCCGAUGGGAGUUUGACACCCCAUGCCAUCACAGGUGUGAAGACAAAGGCUCAUUGUCAUUGCUCAAGACAGAUUCCUACAGAAUUAUGCGAGUGCAGCACGAAGUGGAAGCCAAAUGUCUCAUGGGUCACAAUGAUACAUGCUGUGCAUCUAAUAAAUAUGGUACAGAGUGUGCUCAACUACCCACAAUAGAUCUUACUUUAGGAGAAAGCCAGUCAGAAAUUUUUGUUAAAUCUGGAGAUCCCCUUGUCAUUCGGUGCUGGGCUAACUAUCAAUCGUUUAUGUAUAAGAUUAGCGGUUCGGAAAGCCAAGCUCAGAUGCAGUGGAAUGAAGAAAACUGCUAUAAUAAUAAAAAUGAAAUGAUAAAAGUGUUAUUUGCAUCAACUGCAAAGAUGAAAGGAGGAAGCAAUACAUCCAUCAACUGCUUAUCAAAUGUUCAUGGAAACAAAACCGUACUGCUUACACUCUUUGAUAAAGGGAUUAUUGACAUGAACAUAACAAGUGAAGAGCAGGAUGUAGACAGCCGGGAAGAACAUUGUUUUAUUGCAGAGUUUAAAGCAUUUCCUCCUGGAAGAUGUGCAUGGUUUCAUCAGUCUAAACCCUCAAAAUGUGCUGUUAUCACUGAAGAGAAUGGAAGAAGCACAUCUAAAUACUGCAGCCAUACUUAUGAGCCUGGUGACUCUGUUGUAUUCUUCAUAGACAAUGAUGAUGUCCAGCUGAAGAAAACCUUCACUGUGAAUUUACUCCAAAAACCCAAGGUGGAAUGUAAAAUAUCCAAAAUGGAACACAUCACAUGCCAAUCAUGGGGUUAUCCAUUGUCAAACUGGAAAUGGCUAAGAAGCUAUAAUGACUCUCAUAACUGCACAGAAGUGAUCACAGAGGGGAUUACAUAUGGAUCACCAUACAGAUCCGCAAAGGCCUGGGAAUCUACUAGCUCCCUGAUUCUGCACAGUGACAGGGGAUCAUUUAUCAUCUGCAGCUGUGCAAACAAUUCUGUUGGGUUAACAUGCACUCAGACCUUAGUCAAUCAACAAGAAAAGAAUAAUUUCGUUUUUUCAAUUGCAACUGGAACCUGUGGGCUCUGUUUAUCUAUUGUAGCCAUUGUAUUCAUCGUGGUGCUAUGCAAGUACAAGAAGCAAUACAAGUAUGAAAGCCAACUCCUAAUGAUCCAGUAUGUUGGUCCUUCAGACAAUGAAUACAUCUACAUUGAUUUCAGUGUAUUAGAGUAUGACUUAAAGUGGGAGUUUCCAAGAGAAAAUCUGGAAAUCGGCAAAACAAUCGGUUCUGGAGCAUUUGGAAAAGUGGUCACUGCUACAGCAUAUGGAAUCAGCAAACCAGGGGUCUCACUGCAGGUGGCUGUCAAAAUGCUGAAAGAAAAUCCUGAUGCUUCAGAGAAAGAGGCUUUAAUGUCAGAACUAAAAAUGAUGAUUCAGAUUGGACAUCAUGAAAAUGUAGUGAAUUUGCUGGGAGCAUGUACCACAUCAGGUCCAGUGUAUCUCAUUUUUGAAUACUGCCCCUAUGGUGAUCUUCUCAACCACUUGAAGUCUAAAAGAGAGACAUUUCAUAAGACGUGGUCAGAUGUCAUUAAGGGCAACAAUUUCACAUUUUACCAUAAUUUUAACCAGGAAGAGAAGUUCAGAGACCGAGUUGUGACAUCAGUAAGCAACUGUUCCUACAGUAGACUACAUUCGGCACAAGAAUGUGACAAAAAUCAGCACAGCUGGGACAUGUCUUCUGGGCACACUGAGCUCCACCAAGGUGAAGAAAUUAAGUACCAAAACACAAGGAAGUACGAAGAUGAGGAUCUGAACAUCCUCACACUGGAAGAUCUGCUCUCCUUCUCCUAUCAAGUUGCAAAGGGGAUGGAGUUCCUUGAAUCAAAGAUGUGCAUCCACAGAGACCUUGCAGCCAGAAAUGUACUCAUAACUGGUGGAAAGAUGGCCAAGAUAUGUGACUUUGGACUUGCCAGAGAUGUUGAAAAUGACUCAAAUUAUGUGGUUAAGGGCAAUGCUCGCCUUCCAGUUAAAUGGAUGUCUCCGGAGAGCAUAUUUCAUGGAAUCUAUACCAUUAAAAGUGAUGUGUGGUCAUAUGGCAUAAUGCUUUGGGAGAUAUUCUCACUUGGGGUAAAUCCAUAUCCAGGCAUGCCAGUCAAUGCAAACUUUUACAAGCUCUUACAAAGUGGAUUUAAGAUGGACCAGCCAUAUUAUGCUACUGAUGAAAUAUAUUUCCUGAUGCAGUCCUGCUGGGCUUCCGAUCCCAGGAAAAGACCAUCAUUUAUUGAAUUGGUUUCCUUUUUGGGAUAUCAGAUUUCAAAUACAGAAUCUGUGCUUUAUCAAAACACGAAGAAUAUCAGUGGCACAGUCAACGUAACAGUCAGUGAAAAGAAUGUGGAUUGUCAGUCUGCGCUCACACCUCUUAUAUAG
Messenger RNA from Nanorana parkeri, 3216 nucleotides. It is a transcript of the gene FLT3, whose product is annotated as fms related tyrosine kinase 3. The transcript is spliced from 25 exons. NCBI's taxonomy places the organism in Eukaryota, Metazoa, Chordata, Amphibia, Anura, Dicroglossidae. Gene Ontology annotation, biological process: cell surface receptor protein tyrosine kinase signaling pathway; cytokine-mediated signaling pathway; positive regulation of kinase activity. Gene Ontology annotation, molecular function: transmembrane receptor protein tyrosine kinase activity; ATP binding. Gene Ontology annotation, cellular component: signaling receptor complex. Bases 1 to 3216 code for a protein of 1071 amino acids. The record is from RefSeq and is a predicted model, not a curated record.